Molecule: messenger RNA, 1426 nt
Organism: Saprolegnia parasitica CBS 223.65
Lineage: Eukaryota; Oomycota; Saprolegniomycetes; Saprolegniales; Saprolegniaceae
Exons: 4
Coding region: 1-1368 (455 amino acids)
Molecular function (GO): RNA binding
Source: RefSeq, a predicted model, not a curated record
AUGGCGGAAUGUGCUGUGACGGUAGGCGACGGCGACUUUUACGAUACGCUGGACCAUGUGCGCAACAUUCGCCGAAAGGAACUCUGGAUCGUCGGCUACCGCGCGUCGGUCGUCGCCGAUAUUCAACAGUUUGCAUCCAAGGUGGUGUGGAUGGAAGACCUCUUGCCUCAGUCCACUGACGAGAACAAAACCAGCAACACGACAACGACGACGGCAACCGAACCCGCUCAAACCUCGGCCCCCACGGGGCCACAACACCCUCUCCGCGUCGUGGCUCCGCCCCAAAGUAGACCACCCGCACCUCUCUCCCUACCUGCCGUCCAGCAGGGACGACCGGCUCCACCUUCCUCAAACGCUGCCCUCCGGCCCUCCCCGGCGGUGAACGAAGCACCUCGCGCUGCCUCGUCCGCUAGCCCUGGCCUCCUCGACACCCCUCGAUACUCGACCUCGACGGGCCUCCUCGAGACACCCCGGGUGUCCUCAUCUGCGUCGCCUUCCGGUCUCUUGGAUACGCCCCGGCAGAUUACAGCAACAACGAGUUUGUUGCCACCCACCCCCCGGUCCUCGUCCUCUGACGCUGCCCCCUCGUCGCGGCAGUCCUUGCUCGCCGGCCCGCUCGAGUCUCCGCGGCACAACUCGCCGGCAGCUCUGCUCGAGACACCUCGCCACGUGCCGUCGUCGCGUCCGCCCAAAUUGCCCGCCAACGCGCCGGCCAACCCUCGCCGCGCGUACGUCGGUCGCCUCGACCUCAACGUGACCGAUCGCAUUCUCCGCGACCUCUUCAAGUCGAGCGGGCGCAUCCUCUCGAUUCGGAUUCACGAAGGCUUUGCCUUUGUCUCUUUUGGGUCGCCGGCCGAAGUGUACCGCGCGUGUGAGCUCAACAACACGCUCGUCGGCGGCCGGCGCAUCGUCGUGCAGCCGGAGAAGGCGCGCGUCACCGACGUCGCACCCAACUUGAAGCGCAAGCAACCGGAUGUGGUCGACGCGCCACGCAAGCGCCAGCAGCGUUCCCGCCGCGUCUACGUCGGCGGCCUCGCGGCCGCGGCCAGCCAGAACGACCUCCGCUCGCUCUUCCUGCGCUUUGGCACGAUCGAAAGCAUUGAGCUCGACGCAGGGCGUCGACACGCCUUCAUCACGUACCAGGACGCCGAGAGCGUCACGGCGGCCUUGGCGCUCAACGGUACCAAUCUGCGCCAGCAGCCGCUGCGCGUUCAAAUCGGGCGGUCGCCCAACGAGCCCCGAGUUGACGAGAGCCCGCCUGUCCGGACCGUCUCGGUGCACCCGACGUCGGACGCGCCCACCGACCAAGCCCACGCACGCACCGUCAUCACGCUGAAGAACGACGCCGUCCAGUCCUACGACGUCUGAGCUGCCUCUCCACUAAUACGCCCCUCGCCAAAGUAUCGACAAAUACCUCGAUCGGACG